UGGAUCUCACAGGAUGUACUCCCUUAGUAUGUUCAAGUACGCAAUUUAUUUUUUAUCCGUCGUCGUUUCUUGGGAUCUGUGGAGAAUAUAUGCAGCAGAACAGAACGAACCCCAAAACCAAUCCGUACUUGAUCAGAUUGCUGUUAACCAACAAAGCUGGUUCACAUACGACUUGCAAAGUCGAAAUAAAACUCAGGAAAAAAUUGUAUUGUUGGGGAGACGCAUAGAAACCCGAUUGCUGGCGCUACAAAUGGAGAUGGAAGCUCAACUUCGAUCGCUACGUAACAUUGUGGAAACCCAGAUUGAACAGAAAAAGAACUCCGAAAAAAUCAACAAGGAGGUCUUCCAGAAGAAAGGCACCAGGCACUUUUAUAUUGAGAAGGAAAACAAACUGAGUUGGUAUUCUGCGGCGGACAAGUGUCGCCAACUGGGCGGUCACCUGGCGACCAUCCGAAAUGAGAGGGAGAUAGAUAGAGUCUUUUCGGGAGUCCAGCCAGGCUCCUACUGGGUGGACAUCUACAGCCUGGGCGGAGAUGAAGGACCGUAUGUUUCUUCACUAUCCGGGAAAGAAGUCAAGUACUUAAAGUGGGGUAUUGACCUAACCAAAUAUAAUAGUAAUCACUGCGUGAAUGUACGUGUGUAUGGAAGAGAAAUGUACACGGCUAACUGUACCGAAAAAUUGUUCUUCGUAUGCCAAGCUAAAUAAUGGAAAAAUCCGAACUUACUUGAGAACUAUUUUAAACUUCUCAGCCUAACAGAAUUUGUAUGAAGCUAUAAUCAUGCGACUUUUACAAUCGGUUUUUAUUAUACGCUCCGUAAAAAUACAAAAAAUUAU
Drosophila suzukii is the source of this 835-nucleotide messenger RNA. RefSeq names its product accessory gland protein Acp29AB-like. The record is from RefSeq and is a predicted model, not a curated record. Lineage: Eukaryota; Metazoa; Arthropoda; Insecta; Diptera; Drosophilidae. Gene Ontology annotation, molecular function: signaling receptor activity.